AUGAUUUCCUCGAGCUCAAACGUGCGGCCCGUCUCGCGGACGUUCGCGUCGUCGUCGUUGCGAACGUCCGUCCGACGCGCGUCGUCGUUCGCCGACGCGUCGUCGUCGUCGCGCGCGUCCACCGACGCGAUAGACGACGCGCUCGUGCGAUUCGGUAAACUCUGGACAGGCGCGGCGCAGUGCCGAGUUCUCGUCGCCGAGAGCGCUCGACGGUCGUUCUGGAGGGAUUACGAGCACAUUGAAUGCGUCGUGAGAUCGUACCUGAGGGUGUUCCCACCGAACGGGCCGCACGGCGUGGACGUCGUCGCGCUGUGCGUGAGGGAGCCGCGCGCGCUCGCGUUGUCGCUCGAGGCGUUCGUCCAGGGCGUUGUUCGAGCGACUCAAGUCCUAAAUGUGGGCGGACGACAGAUCACAUUGGCCCCUGGGUUGAUUAUGUGUUCCGAGAGCGAGUUAAGGUUGGGUAUCGAGGCGUUGACGCGCGCUGUCGGCGAGCGCGAGGCGAGACGUCUGACGCUCGAGCAGCCGGAUAGAGUGUUACAGGAAGUCGGGUGGUACGACGACGACGCGGACGAGGACGUGGGUACGGGUGCGGAUGCGUCGUCGAUGGAGGUGAUGCAGGCGCUCAGACAUUACGCUCGAGUGGUCCCGCCCGCGGGUUCGAUCGACGUGGACGAACGCAUGGCGGACAGAGAGAGGAACGCCAAGAAAUUCCAUGUUCAGAAGGGAUUAUAA
Messenger RNA from Ostreococcus tauri, 732 nucleotides. Its product is annotated as unnamed product. Lineage: Eukaryota; Viridiplantae; Chlorophyta; Mamiellophyceae; Mamiellales; Bathycoccaceae. The transcript has a single exon. The record is from RefSeq and is a predicted model, not a curated record. The coding region runs from base 1 to 732 and encodes 243 amino acids.